UUCACUCUCUCGCCCUCAUCCUUUUACUUAUAUUCACUCUUUGACCCACUCCCCAUUCCCAAACCCUAGUCUUCGUCUCACGUUCUCUCUCUUGAUCGGUCGAUCGAUUGAAUCGAUCGGUUUCCAAUCGCUGUAAUUCACGGUUCCGAUUCUGAUUUUGAUUCCGAUUCCGAUUUUGAUUGCCGGAAUUGGCUUUGAUUGUUAGGUUGAGUUGUAUUUGGAUCGAUGACGGUUUCGCGCGAUUCGUCGUGUUUCGAUGUCUCGGGGUGUUGGCCGCCGGGGUUCAGGUUCCAUCCGACGGACGAGGAACUGGUGCUGUACUAUCUCAAGAGGAAGAUCUGCCGUCGCCGCCUGAAGCUCGACAUCAUCAGCGAGGUCGACGUCUACAAAUGGGACCCCGAGGAGUUGCCUGGGCAAUCCAAAUUGAAAACUGGUGACAGGCAAUGGUUCUUUUUUAGCCCAAGAGACAGGAAGUAUCCAAAUGGCGCAAGGUCAAAUAGGGCAACCAGGCGUGGGUAUUGGAAAGCCACUGGGAAAGACCGCACCAUAAAAUGUAAUUCCCGUUUGGUUGGUGUGAAGAAAACUCUUGUUUUCUACAAAGGCCGUGCCCCUUCAGGCGAACGCACAGAUUGGGUGAUGCAUGAGUAUACUCUGGAUGAAGAAGAGCUUGGGAGAUGCCCAACUGCUCAGGAUUAUUAUGCUCUGUAUAAGGUCUUCAAAAAGAGUGGACCUGGUCCCAAAAAUGGUGAGCAAUAUGGAGCCCCUUUUAGAGAAGAAGAAUGGCUGGAUGAUGAGAACACGUGUGAUAAUACUCCUUCUGUCCAGGAGAAUCCUGACAAGCUGGUUACUGAUAUGCCUUUUGUUGAUAACACCAAAGCCAACAGUCCAGAACAGCCCCAAUUUGAUGACCUGGAGGAGUUUAUUAAGCAACUUGCAGAAGGUCAUUUACAUGGACUGCCUCCCACCUUAGAUUAUGGUUAUUCACUGCAGGACAUUGUUGGCGAUGAAGAUGGCCAAAGUACCUUGGUGGAUCACUCCUUGAAGGAAGCCAAUUUACACGGAAGGAACAUUGUAAACAACCAAAGCGGUCAGCAAAAUGAUUUAUGGGCUAGUUUUGAUCCCUCUCUGUCAGAAAACUCUCAGGUCCAACGGUACGAGACUUCUGAGGUCACUUCUGCUCCGAGCUUUUAUAGACAGGAACCUCAGAAAGUAGAGGAGGACUUCUUAGAAGAUUUUCUUGAAAUGGAUGAUCUCAGUGGCCCAGAACCUACAGUUCAAAACGUUCAUAAACCUGUUGAGAAUCCACAACCUGAGGAUGUUGAUGGUUUAACUGAACUAGAUCUGGAUCUAGAUAUAAUCCAGGAUGCAGCCAUGUUUAUCCGGGACAUGGGUCCUGUUCCAGAACUAGUUUCUCACUCAUACUUAAACAAUAGUGGGAGUGAAAUGGUAACCCUUGUUCCUAAUUCAUGUCUAAACAAUCCUGAGAAUGAAGUAGUGAACCCGCUUCCACACUCACAUUGGAAUGCUAUUGAGCACCAUGUUGCGCAUGUAUACUAUAACCAUCUUGAGAGUGACCGGGUUAACCAGGUGGAUUACCGGGUGCAGCCUGAUGCUGGUGGUGAUAGUCAGUUGUGGAUGUAUAAGAGCAACAGCAGUGCUGUUACUCCUGCAGAAUCCGGGACCAUUCCUCCACCAAUUUCAGGUGUGGUAUUUGACGCUAGUUCUCAAACUCAAACUCAAACUCAAACUCAAAAUCCAAGUGGCCAAGAGAAUGGCCGUGUCUACUCGUGGUUUUCUUCUACCCUAUGGGACUUCGUGGAAUCUAUACCAACAACGCCGGCAUCAGCCUCAGAGGGCACUGCCCUGAUGAAUCGGGCUUUGGGACGGAUGUCUAGCUUUGGCAGGAUGAGAAUGAGUGCUGGCGACACCCGAACCACUUCCGGGAGCCCUGCAUCUGCCCCUAGAAGGUUCAGCAGUAGUAAGUAUGAUAGGAGAUUCGUGUUGUUAUCAGUUUUUGUAUUGUUGUGUUCUAUCUUGUGGGUAUUGACAGGAACAUCUGUCAAAGUCCUGAGACACAUAGCAUCAUGACUAUCUAUAUCUAUGUAUACACUAUAGUAAGUUCGUUCUUGUGCCGUUUUGAUUCCCCGCUGCGUGAAACUACAAUGCAAUUUUAUGCAACCAAAGCGCAGUCUAGCCUUUCGUCGACUGUGUAUAUGAAACGGCGGAAAUCCUAUUCGGACACUCUCGAAGAGUGAUACUUUAUGUGACAUUCAUACACUAAUAUAAGAGUGUUCCAUGUGCUAAGUAGCAUUUUUCAUGAGAA
Messenger RNA from Diospyros lotus (date-plum), 2323 nucleotides. RefSeq names its product NAC domain-containing protein 17-like. Gene Ontology annotation, molecular function: DNA binding. Gene Ontology annotation, biological process: regulation of DNA-templated transcription. Bases 226 to 2088 code for a protein of 620 amino acids. Lineage: Eukaryota; Viridiplantae; Streptophyta; Magnoliopsida; Ericales; Ebenaceae. The record is from RefSeq and is a predicted model, not a curated record. The transcript is spliced from 3 exons.